This is a messenger RNA of Linum tenue, 353 nucleotides long. Lineage: Eukaryota; Viridiplantae; Streptophyta; Magnoliopsida; Malpighiales; Linaceae. The record is from the annotation of a GenBank genome assembly.
GGGAUGUUUGUAGGUUUUCGUCGUCGAUGGUGUUCCUUAUGGUUGAGAGAUCAAUUCGCAGUCGGGAUGUUGACUACGCAAGUCAGCGAGUCGUGCAAUGCACAAGUGCGACUUUUAUUGAAAAUGAUUUGGACUUGUUUUUCAUUCACUUUAGCAGUUUGUUGGCUGAAAAAAGACGCAAGGAGACUGAGUCAGACUACAAUGGGAAACAAUCGGUUCCUUAUAUUAUGAUGGAGGAUAGCCCGUUCCUACAACAUGCGGCAAAGGUCUUUACUCCUAACAUCUUCAAUCGGAUACAAAAUCAGUAUUUGAAAACUGAACCCUAUCUAAAGGUCUUUACUCCUUGUGCACGU